Papaver somniferum (opium poppy) is the source of this 1082-nucleotide messenger RNA. Its product is annotated as metalloendoproteinase 5-MMP-like. Gene Ontology annotation, cellular component: extracellular matrix. Gene Ontology annotation, molecular function: metalloendopeptidase activity; zinc ion binding. Gene Ontology annotation, biological process: proteolysis; extracellular matrix organization; collagen catabolic process. NCBI's taxonomy places the organism in Eukaryota, Viridiplantae, Streptophyta, Magnoliopsida, Ranunculales, Papaveraceae. The record is from RefSeq and is a predicted model, not a curated record. The coding region runs from base 54 to 1019 and encodes 321 amino acids. The transcript has a single exon.
CCCAAAACUCCACUACCUCUCAAUAAUUUCUAGUAUAAGUAUUGCUUGUGCUCAUGAUGAAGAGUCCUGUAUCAACUUUUCUUUUCCAUCUGGUAUUUGUUUUUCUUAUUGUCUUCCUACUAGACUUACUGCCGAACCCAACUUUAUCUAGAAAAUUACCGCAACCUGCUUUAUCUUUAAAACAUCUAGAGGGGUCUCGUAAAGGUCAGACCAUAAAAGGUUUGCAUGAAAUCAAAAAUUAUCUCGAAAGAUUUGGGUAUGCUAAUGUGGUGGCUAAUAUUAGUAAUUAUCAUCGGGAGCAUGAAAACAAUGAUGAGUUCGAUGAUGUUUUAGAGUCAGAGAUCAAGGCUUAUCAACUGAAUUACAAUUUGGAAGUCACUGGUAUGUUAGACACUCAAACUCUACAACAAAUGAUGUUACCUAGAUGCGGAGUGCCAGAUAUCGAUAGAAACGGGAAAAGUUCCAUGAAAUGGAAUCACUAUAACGGAGGACGCGGGAACGUAAACUUCAAGUUUUAUGGUGGGGGACAUAAAUGGCCACCUUCCAAAUAUAACCUUACUUACAAAUUCACCACCGAUGGCUCUCAAACUAACAUAGAUUAUGAGACCCUAAGUUCUGUUUGUGCACGAGCUUUCGCAACAUGGGCAGCUGUGAUUCCUUUUCACUUCAAGGAGGUCGGUGUAGUUGAACAUGCUGAUAUCUUUAUUGGCUUCCGUACAGGUGCUCAUGGUGAUGGCAUACCGUUUGAUGGACCUUUGAAAACGUUGGCUCAUGCUUUUGCACCCAAAGAUGGAAGACUUCAUUUAGACGCAACUGAAAAUUGGGGUACUGGCCCAGCAUCAGAUGAGAUCGAUUUAGAAUCAAUUAUUGUUCAUGAAAUUGGACAUAUUUUAGGGUUGAAACAUACUUCUGAUAGGGGUGCGAUCAUGUUUCCGUUUAUCGGACUUGGGGUGGCCAAGAGGCAACUAGGCUCAGACGAUAUUUUAGGUGUUAAAACUUUGUAUGGGCUAAUUGGCUGAGUUGGAUGCUUGUAUGCUUAAACUUUAUGAAUAUUUAUUUCUUGCAUUGAAAUAAUUUAAAUA